AUGCCUGAGGCGAGACUGCCUAGCUAUAGAGAUGACGGGAGCCUAUGGCAAACGAGGACUGUUCGGCGGAAGCCAUUGUCACAUCAAUUGGCAGCCUUAUGGGAGUCUUACAGGAGUGCCAGUAAAGGGGAAUUACCGGGAAUAACCCGCCGCGGUGUCAGAAACAAAUUCUGUUGUAACAGAAGAAAAUUGGCGAUGACAUGCGAUGAACAACGCAAAACCCUCAACCUGUCAUCCCAAGCCGAUGUAUUCAUAUCUGAGUCACUCACUCCAUUCAAGAAAAAGGUCUUCGGUGAUGUCAACAAAGUGAAAAAGAAACUUAAAUGGAAGUCAAUUGAUUUGGACAUAUAA
Messenger RNA from Porites evermanni, 351 nucleotides. Lineage: Eukaryota; Metazoa; Cnidaria; Anthozoa; Scleractinia; Poritidae. The record is from the annotation of a GenBank genome assembly.